ACAACAACAAAAACAUCAACAAGGAUAAUGACGGCCGAAUGACGUUAUCACCCACUCAUCGCCGCCGCCGCGUUAUCAUCGUAGCGUUUUGACCCGCCAUUCGACGACGACGACGAACAGUCAAACUAACUACUCCGCAGUACGAUAUUCUCUCGUCCGGACGACAGCGCGCCAACCGCCACUCGCCAGUCGGCGUCCAACGUUACUCAUAAUAUUGGUAUCCUGUAUUCCUGUAUCCCGUGCACGAGCGCCAAGCACCCGCCACCGCCGCCGCAAUGAUGUCCUGCGACUACGGUUAUUAGUUAGCUGCCGUCUGUUUGUUUGCCUACGCCCUACAUCGGAGACGACGCCGCUGACGCAAUUGUGUACCGACGGCCUGAACCGCGAUCACCAUGGCCGACGACGAGGUUGUCGCUAAAUCUGAAGAAUCUCAAUCAAUAAAUGAUAAUGAUAAAAUAGAAGAUACUGAGCCACCACCUGUUGAUGAUUUGAGUAAAGACAAAGAUUAUGAACAAGUAGAUGAAGCUGAUGAUGAAACAACAAUGGAAGAAGAAGAAGCACUUCCAGAAUUGGAGGAUCCUUUAAGAGAAAUAAGAUUUUUAGAAGAAGAAAGUAACAUGCCUAUUCAUGAACUUAUGGUUAUGUAUGGAUAUUCAAAAAAUACUUCCCCGGAAACCAGUACAAAAAAGAAAAAGAAGAAGAGUUCAUCAAAGAAAAGUAAAGAUAAAAAAAGAAAGAAGAAGCUUUCAACUUCAUCUGAUGGUGUUGCAGAGAAAAAAUCUAAAUCAAGUGAUCGACAAAGAUAUGUAGAAGAAAAUGCUGGUGAUUCAUCAAAUAAAAUGUCAGAAGAAAGAUCUAAAAAAAAUGGAAGUGUUAAGGACAAUGAAGAUUGUAAUGAUGCAUCUCAGUUAUUAAAUUUAUAUAUGGCAGAACUUGAUCAAGUGCAAAGUGAAGAUGAAGAUGAAGACUAUAGACCUUAUUGGGAACUUCAUUGGAAGAGUGUAAACGUUGGGUUAAAUUUUCAAGCUAUAGUAACAGAUGGAUUAUCGACAUAUGGUGACGUAUUACCUUAUGAAAAUAAUGAUGAACUGCUAUGGGAUCCAAAUGUAUUGGGUGAAGAUUUAAUUGAAGACUAUUUGACCAAAAUUCAGCAAAUUACUAAGGCAUUAAAGCCAAAAUCUAAAGUUGUUGGUAUUCGUGAUAAUGAAAAGGCACUUUACUUGUUAGUUCAAUGUGGUCAUGAUGUGGCUGAAGCUCUUAGAAGAAUGUCAUUAAAUGUAAUACCAAUGGAGAAAUCAUUAAGUGUCUGGUCAGAAGAUGAAACAUUGAAGUUCGAGAUGGGAUUACUGAUCAGCGGAAAAAAUUUUCAUGCCAUACAAAAAGAGGUUAAAACUAGAUCAGUAGCAGAGUUGGUUCAUUUUUACUAUUUUUGGAAAAAGAGUGAUAGACAUGAUCAAUUCGAAAGAAAACAAGUUUCAAUGCGUCCAGAAAUUAAGCAAUGGCAACAUUGGGAUUCCGAAGAAGAUCAAGAUAGUGAUUUUGAUACAAGUAUGUUUACAGAUAAUAGCCACGAUGAUAGUGAAGAUAGUUUGAACGCUGCUGAAAAUAAAGCACAAAUGAAAUGUUUAAUAUAUGCUGAUCGCAAAAGACAAGUACGAAAAAAAGCUACAAAUAAUGCUUGUAGUAACACUAAUACUAGUACUAACACUAACUAACAUUCAGUGCACCCUCAGGUACACUUAUAAGCCAUUAAAUAUUAUAUUAUAGCGAUUAUUUUGCUUCCCUUUUCCAGAUUGAGAAUUAAUAAAUCAUCAAAAAUUGUGUUAUAUCGUCAAAUUUAAUACAAUGUAAUAGUUCUCCAUGGUAACAUAAUGCCUGACACUCGGAAACCGUUUGAGAUAUCCACAGAUAAUGCAUAAUUACCUGUUCAGUUACAUUUGGAAAUAGAUACUUCAAUAAUAGUUAUCCUCAAAUAUCAAACUAACUUAAGUUUUCACCACAAUAUUUUAAUUUCAGCAAUGAUGACACAGGUUUGCAUAAAAUAUAAAGUUGAUCUUUGAGCAUUAUAUAA
Melanaphis sacchari is the source of this 2071-nucleotide messenger RNA. Its product is annotated as mesoderm induction early response protein 1-like. Gene Ontology annotation, biological process: negative regulation of transcription by RNA polymerase II. Gene Ontology annotation, cellular component: nucleoplasm. The record is from RefSeq and is a predicted model, not a curated record. Lineage: Eukaryota; Metazoa; Arthropoda; Insecta; Hemiptera; Aphididae. The coding region runs from base 393 to 1715 and encodes 440 amino acids. The transcript has 12 exons. Gene Ontology annotation, molecular function: histone deacetylase binding; transcription corepressor activity.